Messenger RNA from Neogale vison (American mink), 678 nucleotides. Its product is annotated as circumsporozoite protein-like. The coding region runs from base 1 to 678 and encodes 225 amino acids. The record is from RefSeq and is a predicted model, not a curated record. NCBI's taxonomy places the organism in Eukaryota, Metazoa, Chordata, Mammalia, Carnivora, Mustelidae. The transcript has 2 exons.
AUGCCGCUUGCACCGCCCACACCGGCCGUCUGUGCCGCCACCGCUUCCGCAGCCAACACCGCCUGCGCCGCCGCCGACAAUGCCGCCGCCACCAAAGCCACCGCCAUCUACGCCGCCACCGCCUGCGCCGCCGACGCCGCUGUCUGCACCGCCGCCGACUCUGCUGCCGCCGCUACCACGCCGCUUAAGCCGCCCGCAGAUGCCCCCGCUUCGCCAUCGCCACUACGGAGGCUGAUGGCGCUGGCGGGGCAGACAGCGGCGGCAGCGGAAGCGGCUGCGUCAGAGGCGCAAGCGGCCCUGCGGCCUAAGCAGUGGCCGCAGACAGCGGCGUUGAGGGCGCCAAGCGGCGUUGGGACAGAUGCCUUCAGCUGCACAAGCUGCUUUGGCUCGGAAGGCGUCUGGGGCUCAAGCGGUGGCGGCAGCGGCAUAAGCGGCGGCGACGGCGGGGAUAGCAGUGGCAGCGGCUUCAGCGGCGGCACAAGCGGCGUCGGUGACGGCGCAGAGGACGGCAGCGGCGGAACCAGCGACGGUGCCGAGGACUGCGUCAACGGUGUGAGCGGCCUCGGCGCAGACAACGGCGGCGGUGCAGACAGCGGUGGCUUCAGCGGCGUCGGCAGCAGCGACGGUGCAGACAUCGGCUUCAGCCUCGCAGGCGGCGGUGCAGAUGGAGGUCACUAA